Erigeron canadensis is the source of this 516-nucleotide messenger RNA. RefSeq names its product RING-H2 finger protein ATL74-like. The record is from RefSeq and is a predicted model, not a curated record. Gene Ontology annotation, molecular function: transferase activity. Gene Ontology annotation, biological process: protein ubiquitination. Bases 1 to 516 code for a protein of 171 amino acids. The transcript has a single exon. NCBI's taxonomy places the organism in Eukaryota, Viridiplantae, Streptophyta, Magnoliopsida, Asterales, Asteraceae.
AUGGCCACUUCAUACCAUCGUAGUCUUCUUGUUGGUUCGGUCAUUUCACCCCAACAAAACAAUGCUACCAAUGUUACAAACUCAAAAGAGAUGAAUCUCAUAGUUAAUAUUCUAUGGAUGGUCUUGUUGUGUGGAUUGAUAGUCUCUUUUGGAGUGUUUCAAGUGUUGCGUUAUGUUAUGAAAUGUAGACGUGCACAAUUGACCACACAAACAUCUGAAAACUCUGUUGGUCUUAAAAAAUCUGUCGUGACUAAGAUGGCAACACGGGUGCUCGGAUCAGAAGUGAAGAUUUUAGUCACGGAGUGCACUAUUUGUCUUGAUGAUUUUGUUGAUGGACAAAAUGUUCGAGUGUUACCACAUUGUGGCCAUGAGUUUCAUGUUGAAUGCAUAGAUAAGUGGUUUGAGUCGCAUUCUUCUUGCCCAAAUUGUCGCAAUUGUUUGCUUGAACACGCGGGUACUAGUCGUGUUGUUAUACCACCAGCCGUAGUUGUCACCUCUAGAGAAAAUAUGGUUUGA